Molecule: messenger RNA, 1200 nt
Organism: Erinaceus europaeus (western European hedgehog)
Lineage: Eukaryota; Metazoa; Chordata; Mammalia; Eulipotyphla; Erinaceidae
Gene: WDR53
Product: WD repeat domain 53
Exons: 3
Coding region: 91-1167 (358 amino acids)
Molecular function (GO): protein binding
Source: RefSeq, a predicted model, not a curated record
GGUUAUUGCUGGGGCUCUGUGCCUGAACUACCAAUCCACUGUCCUGGGGCGCCUGUGAACCGACUCCCCUGCAGACUCUCCCUAGGCAUCAUGGCAGCCAAGUGGACCGGUGGACAUUCUACUCCUGUCCUCUGCCUGCACGCGAGUCGAGAAGGCCUGGUAGCUUCAGGAGCAGAAGGUGGAGACCUCCGACUCUGGACAGAAGCUGGGACUCCGCUGGGACAUACACGUUUCCAAGGGACUGCUGACGUGACCAGCGUCUUGUUCUCUGCCUCCUGCCCCGCCAGACUCUACGCCUCACAUGGGGAAACCAUCAGCCUCCUGGAUGUCAGGUCUCUCAAAGGCCCCCUGGACCACUUCCACGUGAACGAAGAAGAAAUCAACUGUCUCUCGCUGAACGACACCGAAAGCCUCCUGGCUGCUGCCGACGACUCUGGAACCGUCAAGAUCCUAGACUUGGAGAACAAGAAAGUCAGCAGGUCCCUGAGGAGGCAUUCCAACAUCUGUUCCUCUGUAGCUUUCCGGCCGCAGAGACCUCAGAGCCUGGUGUCCUGUGGACUGGAUAUGCAGGUCAUGCUGUGGAACCUUCAGAAAGCCCGGCCCCUCUGGAUCACAAACUUACAGGAGGACGAAGCGGAAGGACCGGAGAGCCCACAGUCGCCCGGCCAGCUCUUGAACCCGCCUCUAGCCCACUCCGUGUCUGUGGCGUCCUGCGGCAACAUUUUCAGUUGCGGUGCAGAAGACGGAAAGGUUCGAGUCUUCAGGGUGACGGGACUCAAGUGUGAGCAGGAAUUGGGGUUCAGAGGCCACGCUCUGGGGGUCUCCCAGGUCUGCUUCCUGCCGGAAUCCUACUUGCUGCUCACAGGAGGGAAUGACGGGAGGGUCAUGUUGUGGGAUGUCGGCAGGGAGACGGGGAGAGGGCCAAGGAGCCCCGCAAAGCACGCCCGCAGGGAGAGAAGGCAGAGAGCGGCGCCCGCAGGGCAGCCUGGCGACGCCAGAGCCUCGGCCACAGCUGAGGCAGGUCCUGCUCCACUGUCAGCAAAGCUGAGCAUCGAACACGGAGAAAAAGUCAACUGGCUCCUAGGUACAAAAAUAAAGGGCCGCCAAAGCGCACUGGUAGCUGACCAGACCAGCUGCCUCUCUGUGUACGCCUUAGGUGAGCUGUGAACCCAAUAAACACAUCUGGAAAACCAUAGCAAA